UCUCUCUCUCUCUUUUAAGUUUUAACGAAUCUUGUAGUGACUUGUACCACCCCGUCAAACAAUCUCUUUCUUUCGCUGUAGAAAUUCGUCCCGCUCUCCUCCAUCUUCAUUAUAAAUAGCUUCUUUGGUGGUGUCCACAGUUACCAACUCUCCCUCUCUCCAUAAAAAUCUGUCUCACUGAAUCGACUUCUUGAUUUUUGUGCCAAAUUUGCUUUGUUUGGUGUUUGGGUUUGAAUUUCGGGGCACAAGAAAAAAAUUAUGGGUUUUAUGGAUUCCCAGGUCUUGGUGGCUCUGGCACUCUCACUUGUUGGUGGAGCGAGUACUUCCCUUGGUGCACUUUUUGUAAUUCUCAAUCAGGCUCCCAAUUUGAAGAUGCUUGGGCUUUUACAGGGAUUUGCUGCAGGUCUGAUGUUGAGCAUAUCAUUCCUGGAUUUGGCUCACAAUGCCAUAAAUUCUAUUGGCUUCUUAAAAGCCAACCUUUGGUUUUUUGCAGGAGUCAUAUUCUUUGCUAUUGUUGCCAAUUUUAUCCCAGAACCAACACUUGUCCCUGUUUCAGAUGUGAAAAGCAAAAAGAAAACUGGAGAUGAAGGUGGCAAGGACAUUAUGAAAAAGCAUCGCCGCCAAGUUUUAUACAGUGGGAUUAUUACAGCGAUAGGCAUAAGCUUACACAAUUUCCCUGAAGGAAUGGCAGUGUUCCUUGGGUCAAUGAAGGGUCUUCGCGUUGGUGUCAACUUGGCUUUGGCUAUUGCUCUGCAUAAUAUUCCAGAGGGUGUUGCUGUUGCACUUCCUGUUUAUUUUGCUACACAGAGCAAAUGGCAGGCAUUCAAGUUGGCUACGCUUUCUGGUUUUGCUGAGCCUCUGGGUGUUAUAAUAGUAGCCUAUCUAUUUCCAAGCAGCUUGAGUCCAGAAAUUCUUGAGGGCCUACUUGGAUCAGUUGGUGGGGUGAUGGCUUUUCUAACCCUGCACGAAAUGCUGCCACUGGCGUUUGAUUAUGCGGGGCAGAAGCAAGCUGUCAAGGCCGUGUUCUUUGGAAUGGCUUUCAUGUCUGCAAGCCUAUACUUUCUUGAGAUCAGCUUACCCAAGGAGAUGAGCCUGUAGUCAUGGAUGCUGCCUUUUGUUAUUCCCAGUCUCGUACAAUCCUGAACCGCCAUGAUGUUUUUCAAACAGUGCCUGCUUUUUUCAAGUGGCAUUGAAGACCUUUACUGAUGGUCGCAUUGAAGACCUGUACUGAUGGUCAGCAUCAUUUGAUUUCAGCCAGAAGGUAGAGAAGGUAUAGCUGUCUUUGUACCAUCGCAUCUCUUUUCAUUAAGAUAACAGAAAUGUACUUCAUUGUUUGUGUUUUAUUGGAAAGGGGGGAAAAAAAAAAGAGAAAUGAAAAACAAAAUGAAGAUGUUAUGGAACUUGUUCUCUUUAAUAAACUUCUAUCAUCCGUCUCUGCUGGUUUGCAUA
Alnus glutinosa is the source of this 1449-nucleotide messenger RNA. RefSeq names its product zinc transporter ZTP29. The transcript is spliced from 12 exons. Gene Ontology annotation, molecular function: zinc ion transmembrane transporter activity. Bases 259 to 1098 code for a protein of 279 amino acids. Gene Ontology annotation, cellular component: membrane. The record is from RefSeq and is a predicted model, not a curated record. Gene Ontology annotation, biological process: zinc ion transmembrane transport. NCBI's taxonomy places the organism in Eukaryota, Viridiplantae, Streptophyta, Magnoliopsida, Fagales, Betulaceae.